GUGGGCCGUGGCCCGAAUCUUGUGCCGGGGGCAGAAGCUCAUCAAUUAGCUUCGGUCUGGCUAUUUUGAGGUCAAGAUUGCUGAGAAACAGACAAGAGAAUCUUGAAAGAUCAAUAGCCCAUUAUCAAUGACAGAGGCCACCCCCAUAUGAUGCAUCUCCCGAUAAAUCUCAUCUUCCCCGUGUUUUUGUUUGUCACUUUCUAUAAAUAGAAAGUUCCGACGAUUUAAACAAGUUUGUCCAGAAGCACGCCAUUGUGUACCUUGUCAUCAUUCUCCUCCCCCUCCUCCUCCUCCUCGUCGACCUUUGUAAUCAUUACGUCAUCGCAUGCAUUAUCCGAAUCCUCUCUCCAAAUUCGACGUCACCCUAUCUGUAUCUUUAUCUCUUCCCGGAUCCCAAUGCUUCACAUAAUUGCGUUUUUCUGUUCUUGGGAGAUAUCCAAUACGAGUUUGCAGAGACAAACCUGAUUCGCAUUAUUCCCUCGCUCAUGUUUCAUUAAUUUUCACUGCCAAACAUGGCCUGUAUUCUACACAAGCCAGCUCCCUUCUUCUUGCAAUCAGACUUUUAUUAAGCCUAAAGGAUAUCGAAGGGACACCAAGGUACCUGACCGGAGAAGAACCUUCAUCGAAGCUGCGGAUGCCAAAAAUUUGAUCCAUAACAGAAUCGUUCACUACACAACUAAAAAUACCACUCUUGUCUGGGGGUUCGGGGCAAGAACAGACAAACCGAGAAAGGCAUUCCUCAUUCUGCAAUCAAAGAAACAGAGUUAAUCACUCUUUUUGGCGAGCUCUGCUUCAGUCCCUUGCCAGGUGUCCUUCUGCGCAAUUAUUAGAACUACUGUAAUUUGUUUUCUUGUACAUUGAGCAGAUUGAGUCGUGACACAACCACUCAUUUAGACGCAGAACUGUAAUAUUAACCAAGAAAUGGAUAUCAGUAACGAGGCCAGUGUUGAUCCUUUUUCAAUAGGACCUUCAACCAUUGUUGGUCGGACAAUAGCUUUUAGAAUUUUGUUCUGCAAGUCAAUCUCACAUAUGAGACAUCAAAUACUUCGCGUGUUGUUGAGUCUUUUCUAUAGAUUCAGGGACUUUGUGACACCCAUGUUAGCAUGGUUGCAUCCCCGGAACUCGCAAGGGAUAUUGGCAAUGGUGACAAUAAUUGCCUUCUUGGUGAAACGAUACACAAAUGUAAAACAGAGGGCUGAAAUGGCUUAUCGGAGAAAUUUUUGGAGAAAUAUGAUGAGAACUGCAUUGACUUAUGAGGAAUGGGCUCAUGCUGCGAAGAUGCUAGAUAAAGAGACCCCAAAGAUGAAUGAAUCAUACCUAUAUGAUGAAGAAUUGAUGAGGAACAAGCUUCAAGAGCUCCGCCAUCGUCGCCAAGAAAGAUCUCUGAGAGAUAUAAUCUUUUGCAUGCGAGCCGACCUUAUCAGAAAUCUUGGCAAUAUGUGCAACCCUGAGCUUCACAAAGGUAGGCUUCAAGUGCCCAAACUCAUAAAGGAAUACAUCAUUGAGGUUUCAACUCAAUUGAGAAUGGUUUGUGAUUCGGAUUCAGAGGAGCUAUUAUUAGAAGAGAAGCUUGCUUUCAUGCAUGAAACAAGGCAUGCCUUUGGGAGGACAGCUUUACUUUUGAGUGGGGGUGCUUCCCUAGGAGCUUUUCAUGUUGGCGUGGUUAAAACACUGGUUGAGCAUAAGCUUUUGCCCCGGAUAAUUGCUGGCUCUAGUGUAGGAUCCAUUAUGUGUGCUGUGGUUGCCACUAGAUCAUGGCCUGAGCUGCAAAGUUUUUUUGAGGAUUCUCUGCACUCAUUGCAGUUUUUUGAUCAGAUGGGUGGGAUUUUUACUGUAGUGAAGAGGGUCAUGACACAAGGGGUUGUUCAUGAAAUUAGGAAGUUGCAAAUGAUGCUUAGGCAUCUAACAAGUAACCUUACAUUUCAAGAAGCUUAUGACAUGACAGGUCGAAUUCUUGGUAUAACGGUUUGCUCCCCAAGGAAGCAUGAACCACCUAGAUGCCUUAACUACUUGACUUCACCUCAUGUUGUCAUAUGGAGUGCAGUGACUGCUUCUUGUGCCUUCCCUGGCCUCUUUGAGGCCCAGGAGCUGAUGGCUAAGGAUAGAAGCGGAGAGAUUGUUCCUUAUCAUCCACCAUUCAAUCUGAAUCCUGAGGAGGGCUCUGGCACUCAUGUGCGUCGCUGGAGGGAUGGUAGCCUAGAGAUAGAUUUACCUAUGAUGCAAUUGAAAGAACUGUUCAAUGUGAAUCAUUUUAUUGUCAGUCAGGCAAAUCCUCAUAUAGCACCAUUAUUGAGGAUGAAGGAAUUUGUGAGAGCCUACGGAGGCAACUUUGCUGCCAAGCUUGCCCAUCUCACCGAGAUGGAGGUGAAACACAGAUGCAACCAGGUACUGGAACUUGGUUUCCCUUUAGGUGGACUUGCCAAGCUCUUUGCUCAAGAUUGGGAGGGUGAUGUCACCGUUGUUAUGCCUGCCACGCUCGCUCAGUACUCAAAAAUUAUACAAAACCCAUCAUCCGUGGACCUUCAAAAGGCAGCAAAUCAAGGAAGAAGGUGCACUUGGGAGAAGCUCUCGGCAAUAAAAGCAAACUGUGGGAUUGAGCUCGCUCUUGAUGAGUGUGUUGCAAUUCUCAACCACAUGCGAAGACUCAAAAGGAGUGCUGAGAGAGCUGCUGCUUCUUCACAUGGCCUAGCUGGCACAGCCAAAUUCAAUGCUUCCAAAAGGAUUCCUUCUUGGAACUGCAUUGCACGGGAGAAUUCCACAGGCUCCCUUGAAGAGGACCUUCUUGCAGAUGUUUCUCCCUCAUUUCUUCAAGGAGUUGGUGGAUCCACGGGUGGGGGACCUACUAGUAAAAAUUUACGAGCACACCAUAACAUGCAUGAUGGAAGUGAUAGUGAGUCCGACAGUGUCGAUCUAAAUUCUUGGACAAGAUCUGGUGGGCCCUUGAUGAGGACUACUUCAGCUGAAAUGUUUAUUCAUUUUGUCCAAAAUCUGGAUAUUGAUGCUGAACUAAAUAGAGGUUUAAUAGCUAAUCGCAACUCAGCUGUACUUCAAAUAGCAGGCAACAAUCAAUAUUAUCAUGGCCCAAGGGUAACAACACCGGAUAGAAGCCCAGAAGGCACAGAGUUUGAUCAGAGGGAUCUUUUCAAUAGAGUUUCCAGUAAUAGUUCCAGCUUAACAGUGACGGAAGGUGAUCUUUUGCAGCCAGAGAGGACCCACAACGGCAUUGUGUUUAAUGUUGUUAAGAAAGAAGAUUUAACAGUAUCAACUAGGAGUCAUGAUGCGGAAAGUUACAACAGUGACGUUCCUGAAUGUGUGCAACUUGACUGUCUUGAAAAAGAGAUUGAUGCUAGCUCUGCAUCUGAAUAUGGUGACGAUAAUGUCACUACAACAAACAGUCUUAAUAUUCCAGAAUCUACUUCUAGGGAUGAUUCUGGCAUAGAUGGUGGUGGCAGUCAGCAUGUUACGGAUAGCUGAUUUUGACAAUAACUUGGUGUCGACAAUUCUAUAUUUUACAGUUGAUCACUAUAUUAUAUACAAAUUUGAAGCUCUUCUGUUGCCAUUGAAGUGCAGGACCAUGACUUCUAAAAGGGCUACAAAUGCGCUUCAUUCCUCCCCAGUCCCCAGAUAUUUGGCAAGGAAGUCUCUUGAUUCAUGAUUCAUGAUUCUGCAAACAUCAGGCGUUGAAUGUGUGAUAUAACCAGGCAACAUACUUGAUACUGUCAUUCUUAAUAUCUACAAAUGAUAUAGCACACAUUAUCUACUCCGAAUGGCAGCAACAAACUUCUCUUUGUUUUUAUGUUGUUCUCUUUUAUCCUUUACUCAGGCAAAACCCCUUUCACAAACUUUACAAAAAGCAUGUUGAUUCGUCUCAUAUAGCUGAGCAAAGAACAACUGAGAAGUUCUUGAUUUCUCUUGUAUAAUACAUAAUUAGUAAUGCUCAACUUUUCGUGUCUA
Molecule: messenger RNA, 3954 nt
Organism: Carya illinoinensis
Lineage: Eukaryota; Viridiplantae; Streptophyta; Magnoliopsida; Fagales; Juglandaceae
Product: triacylglycerol lipase SDP1-like
Exons: 4
Coding region: 922-3474 (850 amino acids)
Biological process (GO): lipid metabolic process
Molecular function (GO): triacylglycerol lipase activity
Source: RefSeq, a predicted model, not a curated record